This is a messenger RNA of Fundulus heteroclitus (mummichog), 1608 nucleotides long. It is a transcript of the gene dtwd1, whose product is annotated as DTW domain containing 1. Gene Ontology annotation, molecular function: tRNA-uridine aminocarboxypropyltransferase activity. Bases 240 to 1151 code for a protein of 303 amino acids. Gene Ontology annotation, biological process: tRNA modification. Gene Ontology annotation, cellular component: nucleus. The record is from RefSeq and is a predicted model, not a curated record. NCBI's taxonomy places the organism in Eukaryota, Metazoa, Chordata, Actinopteri, Cyprinodontiformes, Fundulidae. The transcript has 5 exons.
GUCAACGGCGAAUACUUUAUAACCGCCUCUGUUUUGCGUUUAUCUUGCUUAAAUAGCUUUUAGCUUUUCAGUCCGCUAAUGUUUACGGCCUGAUCCGUAGAUGGGAAGCUAACACAACAGUUAGCUUGACUGAUUGAUGUAGCUUCAGUGUGGGAUAAGGAGGAAACACUUUUGUUCGAUGAUGAUUGCAGAGUCAGCCGACUCCAACACAAAUACAGCCACAUCUAAAAAAAGCAACCAUGAGCAGCCUGGAUCAUCACCAGCCAGUUUAUCCCAGUUGCCGUGACAAACCCACAAUCAUCGGUGAUUCAUCAGACAUCCGUGAGCUCGUCAAGCCGCCUCUCCAGGGGCUAAAAUUGGCAUCGCAUGCGGUGCUGGAUGCAGCCCAGCAAAGAGGCAGGUUGAAGUGCUCUAAAUGCGGAGGAUCCAGGAUGUUCUUCUGCUACACAUGCUGCUCAUUAGUGGGUGUCAACAUGCAAGAAAUUCCCGUAAUCAAGCUUCCUGUGAAGAUAGACAUCAUCAAGCAUCCAAAUGAGACGGACGGGAAGAGCACCGCAGUCCACGCCAAGAUACUCGCACCCGGCGACGUCACGAUGUAUACCUACCCCUGCUUCCCUGACUUUGAAGACGACAAGGUGGUGUUGGUGUUCCCAGGUCCAGGGGCUGUCUCAGUUCAAGACAUGAUCCAGUGUUUACGUGAAAGGAGAAACAACAGGUCGGAAGAGCCCUUUGAUGAGCCCUCCGUAAAGAGGCUGAAAAGCGACGUCCAAGCUGCCACACGCACUCACAAAGAGCCACAGUCCGUGAUCCCAGAUGAACCAAAUGGCUCAGAGUCAAAGGUACGCCCGUUACAGAGGGUGGUCUUCAUCGACAGCACGUGGAACCAGACCAACAAGAUCAGCACAGACGAAAGGCUGCAAGGUUUGCUCCAGGUGGAACUGAAGACGAGAAAAACAUGUUUCUGGCGGAGCCAGAAGGGCAAACCGGACACUUACCUUGCCACCAUCGAGGCCAUUUAUUAUUUCCUCAAAGACUUCCACCAGCACUGCCUGGGUCAGGAGUACGGUGGAGAAUACGACAAUCUCCUCUUUUUCUACUCCUACCUGCACUCACUGAUUAACAAAGCUAAAACGUCUGCUGGAAAAUGCUGAUGAAAGAGCAAAUUCAACUGCAAGCGAAGAUUCACCCUUGUAUAUUUGAUCUAAUUCUCAUGGCUUAAACUUUUUAUUUUAUUGGAAAGGCUGACAUCACUGCAUAACAAUACGCAAUAAAACACAGGCUUCAAGAUUAAGGCAUGCGAGUGUUUGAGUCAGUACAUGUAAGAUGUGUCAUAGUGAUCUGAAAAGGAAACAAAAAUCAGUCAAUAAUAAGUAAAAACUCAAAGGGGCUUGUAAUUAAAAUUAGUUUUUCAUUGUACAGGUGCAAGAAAUAUUGCAAACACCAGGACUUUCUGUAUCAAUCCUUCAAAAGUGUGAUCUUCAAGAUCAUAAUCACUGACAAAGUCCUUAGUUUGUUUUUUAUGUCACUGUUAAACAUGUGAAAUGCCUCGAUCACAAAACUUUCACGAUGUUGUGGAAGAUAUAUUAAAGUUUGGACGGCAGAAACUCA